Molecule: messenger RNA, 888 nt
Organism: Funneliformis geosporum
Lineage: Eukaryota; Fungi; Glomeromycota; Glomeromycetes; Glomerales; Glomeraceae
Source: the annotation of a GenBank genome assembly
AUGUACGAUGAUUACAAGAAAGAGGUGUUCCAAAACAUGAUUGCACUUAAUGUUUUUAUUAAAGAUCUCCAAAAAUAUUCAGAUGAACAAAAACAAAUCUUAAAAGAAGCCCUUAAAGAACAAGAUAAUGAGGACGGAACUAUACAAUUAAAAUAUUCUCCUUAUGGUUCAAAAAUGGAAAUCAAAAGUAAUUUUGGUGAUAACCAUAAUCCUUUCAAUGACAGUUAUCAAAAAAUCAAAAACUCUCCCAACUUCUACCAAGAAGCACCAUUUUUAACUAUUGCGGAGGAUUUGUUGAAACUAAUUAAGGAGGAUAAAGUAGAUAGGUUAAUUUUCUUGUCUGCUUACGAUAAAAGAAAAUUUCCUUACGGAGAUAGUAGAAAGGUAGAAAUCUUUAACCAAACAUUUGGCAGUCUUGUCAGUGAUUAUAAGAGCAAAAUAAUAGAGGGAAUAGGCACAGAUAACAAUAUUGCUUCUGAAAGGUAUCUUUUGAUUGAUGAUAAUCCAAAUAUUUGUAAGAGUUUGGUUGAAACUAAUGGAGUUAUUGCCAAGCCGUGUCUAGAAUGUUUGAUUAAAUAUGAAAACAAAAAAUGGGCCUUAGGAAGUUGUGUGAGUGGCAAAUGUCCUAUAAAUAAUAUAAAUGUCCUUUCCCCUUAUUAUCCCUCUACGGCAGACCAACAUUUCAAGACUGUAUUAUUAGUUAAGCAAGAAGUAAGCAAUUUAAAGAAAGAGGAUUUUAAUAUUUUUGAUGAAGAUAUGGGCAAAUUAAUUGCUAUCAAAAAACAAGUUAAUAAAUUGAAAGAGAAAGAGGAUAACAGUGGCAUUUUAAGAGUAGUUACUUGGGAAGAUAUUCGCAAAAAAGAUAAUGAAGCGGGGAAAAUAGACUGA